Fimicolochytrium jonesii is the source of this 713-nucleotide messenger RNA. Its product is annotated as Lumazine synthase. The coding region runs from base 1 to 495 and encodes 164 amino acids. NCBI's taxonomy places the organism in Eukaryota, Fungi, Chytridiomycota, Chytridiomycetes, Spizellomycetales, Powellomycetaceae. Gene Ontology annotation, cellular component: intracellular anatomical structure; mitochondrial intermembrane space; riboflavin synthase complex. The transcript has 2 exons. Gene Ontology annotation, biological process: riboflavin biosynthetic process. Gene Ontology annotation, molecular function: 6,7-dimethyl-8-ribityllumazine synthase activity. The record is from RefSeq and is a predicted model, not a curated record.
AUGGCAGAAUUCGAGAAAGGCGUCGUGCCCCGCAAGGACCUCAACGGUGCUGGUCUGCGCAUUCUCAUAGUCCACACUCGAUGGAACCUGUCUAUCGUCGACCCACUAGUGAAAGGCACGAUAGAAACGCUACGCUCCGCCGGCGUCACCGCCGAAAACAUCCUGGUGCGCGAUGUACCAGGAGCUUUUGAGCUACCCUUCGCUUCGCAGCAACUCCUCAGACAGCAUCCCGACGUGGAUGCCUGCAUAUCCAUCGGCGUAUUGAUCAAAGGCUCCACGAUGCACUUUGAGUACAUAGCGGAUUCAACCUGCCACGGUCUGAUGCGUGUCGGAUUGGACUCGGGCAAGCCGGUGGUAUUGGGGGUGUUGACUUGUCUGACCGAGGACCAGGCGUUUGAGCGGGCUGGGAUCGGGCGUCAGGGCCAUGCCGGACACAACCAUGGAAUUGAUUGGGCUCAAGCUGCUAUCGAGAUGGCGUUGCUGAAUAAGAAGUAGCGCGGUUGACCAGAUACCGCGAGAUUUGGAUGAGAAUUGCGUUGAUGGGCUCAGAGGGCGGGCCUAGAUCGGCAAAUGGAAAUGAUGCCCCGGUGGAGGCACGGCUCAAUGUAGUACAUAGCAUACGCAGACACUAUUGCUAGAGGUCAUGUGCCAGAAUUGACGUGCAAUGGAAGCAGACCUGAUGCACAUUUCCACCCAUAGAAGCGUCGACUGCA